UUCUCGUCUUUCAUCUUCUUCUUUCUCAUCACUUCUGUCUUUCUUUUUUCACUUUGAAAUUGAUUUGCCCAUUGAUUAACCAUAGUUAAAGGGUAAAUUCAGUCAACAAGCAAGAAUAACUCACUACUUAUUGGCCAACAAUCAUGUCAGUCAAAGAUUCACCAAUCAAUUGUGUCUUUUGUUGAUCACUUUAUAUUGUCUACUUUUCAGUUUCCUCCAAUUUUCACUGUUCGUCUUCAUUCAAAUUCGUGAUUCUCUGUGUUCAUCUCAUCUACAUCUCUCCAUCAUCCUUAACAUCCUCAUUAUUCUCAUCUCAAUUCAAUUUUCUCUCAUGCUUUAAGCAUUUCUGGCUCUUUUAAUACAUUCAUUGUGAUUUCACUGCCAAUCAUCAAGCGUAUUUUGUUGCCGUUACUCCUGUUAUUGCUCUUGUUUAUUUAUUUACCUUUUCAUCACUCCAUCUUGCUAUCAUCACCAGCCACCCUUUUUACCUACAUUUUUAUCAACAUUUCAUCUACAAACAAAUAAGUUUGCCUUUUGUGUAACAGUUUAUUCUGUCAUCUUUUGUUAAAUCAACACCAAAAAUCAUACAGUUCAACCUUUUCUCUCUUCCAUCCAACACUUUGUUUGAUUUAUUAUUUUACCUUAAUUGGUUUCAUUUUGGGAUCUCACUUUUAUUUACUGUGAAAACACAAAUUGAAAUGUUUACUUUUGUUUACCACCGUUAACAUUAAAGCCUUUGAGCAGUGUUAAUCUCACCAUUACCUUAAAAAAGUCCACAAUCAAUACUUUUGUUUCAUUCUUGAGAUAACAAAAAAGGCUCUAUCUAAUUAAUAGUAAAUACCAUCAACAACAACAACAAUACUUAAUGAUUUCAUUAAGUUUUCCGUUCAAGGAUAAUCGCGUAAUGAUAACAACAAAAAUCAACUGUAAUCACCACCAAAGGAACCACAGUUAACACCCAAGAGUAACACCAAAAACCUAAGCAACAAUUAACAAUUUUUGCCAAUUGAACUCAAUGAAACAAAACACGGUUCAAAUCAAGUUAAAUUGUUUUGUCUAUUUGUUUAAAUUGUACAUAAUAUAUGAACAAAAACGUGAAUCUCUUGAGGUGAUCUAAAUAUUAUGAAUACAACAAAAUCAACAGCCGCUUUUGACCAAAAAAAUAGCCAACUGGAAGCAAAGUGAAGCUCAACCUGACAACAAAAACAUCUUUUCUCAUCAUAAUUUAAUGCCAUUUAACCGCCAUUUUAUAAAUGUAAUUUCACUCUCAGUUUUACCUUUUCCCCAUUUCACAGUUUUGAUAAUCAUAUCAAUCCAUCUCAAUCCAUCAAUCCCCUGAAAACUAUGAACAUAUCCAAUUCACCGGCAAUCGCAAUUACAUUUCGUUGUAAUUGCAGUCAACCUCUCCAUGCCAGGACAAUUGGAUUUCUUGCCGAUUGGAUAUCUGCUUAUGUCUUCAUCAAAGGAAACAAAGAACGUCUGGUCUUGUAUUUUCUGGUCUCAUUUUUGGGAACCUUUUUGACCAUUUUUCUAGUCUUAUCCAUACGUUUGUAUGUUCAAAAACGCCGAGCUAUUCGUUUACUUAAGGAAACAGCGCCUUUGGUCUCACCUAUAUCAGAUAUUUCCUAUGAAGCCCACCGGGACACUACAUUAGAUCCACUGGAUAUAAGUGUACCCACCAGUCAAACAACAUUAAAUCACGGACCUAAUGGUCACCAUCAGCAUCACCAUUUACAUCAUUCUCAUGCCCAUCAACCACACAGAUACCCUCAUCCUUUGACAACCACUUUAACCUCCGUCGGUGGGGGCGGACAUACACAGACUCACCUUGAUAGUCAAUAUCAACCUUUACUGGUCUCACCUCGACAUCAUCAUUCACAUUCACAAUCUCAAUCACCCCAACAAUCGUCUCGACAAGAUUCCUCUACACUCAAUAAUUCAUUGUCUAAUCAAGCAAAUACAUCAAAUAAUAGCUCUAAUGCCACUAGAAACGCUGACAGUAACAACAGUCCCAAUAAUAAUUUAAUAGUAAAUAGUAAUAUCACUAACAGCCUUGUUAAUAGCAACGAUAAUGAUAAUUUGACGCCACCAAUUGAUGAUGCUCGACUAUAUGCAACUGUACCAUCAUCAAGCCAACGACGAAGUACAAGAGAAUCAUCAUCACCUCGAACAAUUACCACAAUAUCAAGCGAUAAUAGUCCAAGAACAACACUAGGAUCGCUAAAUAAUCCUCGAAGUAGCUCAAGACCGCCAAAUGAAAUCAUAAUUGGCUAUUCCUAGGAGAUUCUUGGAAGCAAAUUAUGAUUGAUUCAUACAAACAACUGUUUUAUGCAUUUACUUCUGGAAAUAAACAGAUACUAAAUUACUUCAUCAGUUGAAUGACAAUUAUCCAGUAGCAUUCCAGUUUGCCGGAUUCGAAUUGUUCAUUAUGAUUCUCACAUCACAGGAAAAUACUUCCCAUUAACCGGUUAUCACUAUUUACCAAUUAUGGAUCGUUUACCAUCAGAAUGAAUUAUUGGCUUAUGGUUUCCCAAAUAAUUAAACGGAUUUCCUGAACAAAUGUUUCAUUGAAAGUAUUAACAUCGUUCGCAUCUCAGUCAAAACUGGUAACCAUCAAUCUGGUCAACAAAUUGCAAUUGUAAUUAACCAGUUAACUCAGUUACCUAACUGAUCAAUUCAUUAAUUGCCAUCAACUAAAAACAAGCUAUAAAAUUGAUUAUUGCUUUUCUACUCCAACCUUGUGUUCAAUAGCAUCAAAUCUACCUCCUUUUUUUGUAUCAUCUUUACCUCAAAUCUUUGCCUUCUCGCCUUGCUGAUGAAAAACAAAUUAAUUGGUUCCCGAUUGAGAACUAAUUUGGUCAAUUACUACUUAUCCUAAUUGUCCGUUUAAUCAAUUGACUUUGUUUCAAUGAAAUUAUCUCAAUCAACUCUGUUGUUUUUCUUUUCCUUCUUGCACCAUUUCACCUUGCCAUUCAUCAUUAGUAAAUUAAGAUUAACUAUUGAAAUUUGAUUACAUAUUAACAGCUAAAAGUAUAAAAUAUUAAUUAAUCAAAAUCGAAUGUAAUUUAUUAAUAAAUUUAUAAAGAGUUUAUCUGAAAUGAAGCUAUUUAUAUACGUUA
This is a messenger RNA of Tetranychus urticae (two-spotted spider mite), 3119 nucleotides long. RefSeq lists its product as uncharacterized. The record is from RefSeq and is a predicted model, not a curated record. Lineage: Eukaryota; Metazoa; Arthropoda; Arachnida; Trombidiformes; Tetranychidae.